Cottoperca gobio is the source of this 3174-nucleotide messenger RNA. Its product is annotated as ubiquitin-conjugating enzyme E2 H-like. Lineage: Eukaryota; Metazoa; Chordata; Actinopteri; Perciformes; Bovichtidae. The transcript has 7 exons. The record is from RefSeq and is a predicted model, not a curated record. Bases 194 to 745 code for a protein of 183 amino acids.
CAGGACAGGACACACACGAGCUGAAACACUGAAGAUCCACUGAGAGGAGGAAAACUGGGCGAUGUUGCAGCUGGGAUCUUGUUUAUGGACAUUGUGGGAAGGUUGUUGAUAGCUUGUAGGUAUUUCAAGCUGAAAGAUUGAGGUAGCCUCAUCGUCGCAGUAUUUUUAGAUCACUUCUGAAAGGAAUACAAAAAUGUCGUCUCCAAGUCCGGGCAAGAGGCGAAUGGAUACCGACGUGGUGAAACUUAUUGAGAGCAAGCAUGAGGUCACCAUCCUCAGUGGACUGAAUGAGUUUGUGGUCAAGUUCCACGGACCACCUGGAUCAUCCUAUGAAGGAGGUGUGUGGAAGGUCCGAGUGGACCUACCAGAUAAAUACCCCUUCAAAUCACCAUCAAUAGGAUUCAUGAAUAAAAUCUUUCAUCCCAACAUUGAUGAAGCGUCAGGAACCGUGUGUUUAGAUGUCAUUAACCAGACAUGGACGGCUCUCUACGACCUCACCAACAUCUUUGAGUCGUUCCUCCCUCAGCUGCUCGCUUACCCCAACCCCAUCGAUCCUCUGAACGGGGACGCAGCUGCCAUGUACCUACACCGGCCGGAGGAUUAUAAACACAAGAUCAAAGAGUACAUCCAGAAGUACGCCACAGAGGAGGCUCUAAAGGAGCAGGAGGAGAGAAGGGGCGACUCCUCUUCCGAGAGCUCCAUGUCAGACUUUUCGGAGGACGAGGCUCAGGACAUGGAGUUGUAGUGAAGAGGGAGAUCCUGUCCCCUUCGCUUCACGACAGACUGUGAUUACCUAAAGAGCAGAAACUCAGUACUAUAUUCAUAUUUAAACAAGACAAUUUUUUUACAGCAACACAAGGAUUUUUAUCGCUACACAAGGAUUUGCAGUAUGAUAUUGCAGAAUAUUAACCCUUACUUAGGAAUUCAUGACCACAUGCCCUUUCGCCCUCUUUUUUGCCCCUGAGAGCCUGUUUAGAUCAGAAAGGAGUGCAUCAUUCAUUUCCACGAUCUUUGGUGGCUUCAAUCCAGGCUUUCACACUGCUAGACCAGAAUGAGCAGGGAGACCAUUGCAGGAGGAAGGAGGACAAACAUAACAUGCUCAAGUUUUUUUUUUCUUCUUGUCUUAAACACUUAACUGCAUCAUCGGGCGUCUCCCUCGCCGACAGAGAACUGCAGGAUGACAAUCCACGAUUUCUGAGCGGUCUCAACUUCAGAAGAGUGUGGAUUCCCAUUUUUGUUUUAAGUGUCACCUUUAAUUAGUUUUUGACACUGCCGCCUCGAGGAGUGGCCCUUACAAUCAUCACUUCCGAGGAGCCGAAGAGCAGAAGGUCACAGUGCGGUCAUGUGUUCAUCGUGUACAGGCUGGUGUGGCUGCAGACGGCCUCUCUGACAGGACUGUCCUCUGUGCAAACCUGCUGACACGUCACACACACACCAUCAAACUACCGAUGCAUCAACCACACAACUCGUGUGUGUGUGUGUCUGUGUGUCUGUGUGUGUGUGUGUGUGUGUGUAUGUGUGUGAUCCAGGGAGAAUCAUGGUGUAUUGAAACCCUGUGUUGUACUGAUCGCUGAGUGGAGAUCAUAAGGAGAAGGCUCACAAUCCUUCUCCUUUUCAACACCCUCCUCCUCCUCCUCUCCGUUUUAGGAAAGUGUUUGUCAUUCUCUGAGUAUCUUUGUAUAUUGUGGCAUGACACAGAAGUAAAAUUGUGUAGGGCUUUGUGGAGCUGUAGAAAUAGGGAGGGCGCCUGUGGGGUGGGGUUUGGUGGAGAGUAUCCAGGUCCUUGUUGAAUUAUUGAACUUAUUAACUUUGCCUAUUGCUUGUGUUGAACUAUAAUAAGUGUUUGACUUGCGUCGGGAUAGUUAGUUUUUUUUGCGGGUGGUGAAUCCUAUCCUAUUGUAUUGUUUAAUACUUAUAUAACACACUAGUUUAAAGACUAAUUGAAAAGAUGAGGAGAUUUAAUACAUCUUUGUCUGUGGGAUGACUCUUUGUGGAAUCAAAUCCUUCAAAGACAUAUUGCACCCCUGCCCCACCUGCACCCCUUUCUUAUGCAAAUGUACCAUCAAAGAUGAUUUACGUUGUCAGACAGAAGUGCUCUUGGUUUCAGCCUUUCAACGCUGUCUCAUUUACUUUUUCAUGCUGUUGAUGCCCUGUUGUUUUCCAAAAUGGUGGGACCAAAAUCUAAUGGAUCUACAAGUUUAGUUAUAUACCCCCCCCCCCCCCAAAAUAAAAAUAAUUUUGGGGAUAAUGAGUUUUCACUGACGUUAAGUGAUAAAAUAGAUUAGUAUUUUUUCUCAAAGUGUCAAACUUUAGAGAGUCUCAGAUUAGUUUAAAUUUAAAUUCAGAAACCGGUUUCUUCUUCUUCUUCAGAGGACAGUUUAAAAGCUUCCGCCCUGGUUUUCCCCUGGUGAGGUUCAUGUGCUGGUUAACGCCUGUAUGUGCAGAGGAGGCGUUACCCAAGCCAGUGACCGUUUACUGUCAUAUUUCAUGAUGGUCCACUGGUAUGUGUUGUAGCGCAGGCUUAAAGCUUGAUACAUGUUUGUAACAUGCAUUCAUCGCAUUGCAGAUCAGUUUGUAUUAUAUGUUAUUUCUGGAAGGAAACUAAAUCAGAAUCUUACUUUAUUUAAAAUGGGCUAUUUCUUCUUCUUUGGAGAGAAAUGGAUUAUAAUCAAAAAUUGAAUUAAUAAUCCCUUUAUUAUAAUAAAAAAUUAAAAAAUGACAUCAGGAUCUGUUCCAUGGUGUCUUGCCAGAGAGUUUACCUUCGUUUGAGAGUUAACAUAGGUUGGUUAAACUAGCAUGUCACAGUUUUGUUGACAUGGCAUAAAAAAAAUUAUUUGUUAAACAGCCUCGUUAAAAUGGCUGUAAUUAGCCUCAGUAACCAAAUAUAUGUUGGUGUAGGUUUUAGGACUACAUGAUGUCACAGUCAUUUCUUAUUUGCAACAAAAAAAACAAACCACUGUCCAGCCUGGAUCAUCUGGAUUCAUCAGUGUAUUAUGUAUUUUUUAUUAAUGAGACACAUAUAUUUGAUGCCUAUAAUUUGUUUGAAUGUUUUUAUUUUUGUCUUUUAAGCCCUUUCUCCAGGAUACAAGUUAAGAUAUCCCUGAUUUUUAAAAAAGCAAAAAAUAAAUGUGCUUCCCUUGUAACUUGAAGAAAGAAAUAAACAACAAAAACAUA